Molecule: messenger RNA, 297 nt
Organism: Stylonychia lemnae
Lineage: Eukaryota; Ciliophora; Spirotrichea; Sporadotrichida; Oxytrichidae
Source: the annotation of a GenBank genome assembly
AUGGAGGCCUAAAAUCAAGAACAAACAAUUAACUAUAUCGAAAACUUAAUGCAAGUUUCUUAAAACGUGAAAUCCAGUGCUGGUACUCGUCGCAAGGGACUUUGUAUUGAAAGUGAAGGUUAAGAUAACCUUGACUCAGAGAUUCUUAAAGUAGCUAUCGUCAACAUUGGAGAAGAAAUUUAAAGGAAAAACUCUACAAAAGUCACAGAGGAAGAUGAAAAUAAUGAAGAGCAUGGAGAUGGAUCACUUUCAGAUUCACCAGAUGAAGAUAAUGAUGAAAAUGCCAUUAAAUUAUGA